AUGGGUAUUUCGCGUGAUUCCCGCCACAAGCGCUCCGCCACCGGUGCGAAGAGAGCCUACUACCGUAAGAAGAGAGCUUUCGAGAAGGGUCGCCAGCCUGCCAACACCCGUAUCGGCAACAAGAGAAUCCACCUUGUCCGCACUCGCGGUGGAAACACCAAGUACCGUGCCCUCCGUCUCGAGUCCGGUAACUUCUCGUGGGGAUCCGAGGGAAUCUCGCGCAAGGUCCGCGUGAUCGUUGUGGCCUACCACCCUUCGAACAACGAGCUGGUCCGUACCAACACGCUCACCCGCUCGGCCGUUGUGCAGGUCGACGCUGCCCCUUUCAGACAAUGGUACGAGGCCCACUACGGCCAGGCCAUCGGCCGACGACGCCAGCAAAAGAGCGAAGUGCCCGAGGAGAAGAAGAGCAAGAGCGUCGAGCGCAAGCAGGCCGCCCGCGCCCUCGCCUCUGGCAAGGUUGACAACGCCCUCGAACGCCAAUUCGAGGCCGGUCGUCUGUACGCUGUUGUCUCGUCCCGCCCUGGCCAGAGCGGCCGCGUGGACGGAUACAUCUUGGAGGGUGAGGAGUUGGCAUUCUACCAGCGUGCGAUCAGGAAGUAA
Talaromyces rugulosus is the source of this 603-nucleotide messenger RNA. RefSeq lists its product as uncharacterized. Gene Ontology annotation, molecular function: structural constituent of ribosome. NCBI's taxonomy places the organism in Eukaryota, Fungi, Ascomycota, Eurotiomycetes, Eurotiales, Trichocomaceae. The transcript is spliced from 2 exons. Gene Ontology annotation, cellular component: ribosome; cytosolic small ribosomal subunit. The record is from RefSeq and is a predicted model, not a curated record. Bases 1 to 603 code for a protein of 200 amino acids. Gene Ontology annotation, biological process: maturation of SSU-rRNA from tricistronic rRNA transcript (SSU-rRNA, 5.8S rRNA, LSU-rRNA); translation.